UGAGACUCCACAGGAGUCAGUCUGCAAAGAGAACUGGUGGAACAAGAAGGAAGAUCACCUUUUCCAAGCUCCACUACAUUAUUUUUGAUAGAGAGAAGCUGAAAAAUCAGCUUUGAAAUGCUGACAAUAAGUCAAGCGUUUGUAGUUCUGGUCAUUUUUUUGUUAAUUGUUCAAUUUCUCAAACUGCGAAAGGCAUGCCAGCAAUUCCCUCCUGGACCAACUCCUCUCCCAUUGCUUGGAAACUUGGUGCAAAUGAACUUUCAGUUACAUCGGGAUCUUCUGAUGGAGCUGGCAAAAACUUACGGCAACAUAUACACCUUGUGGUUCGGGUGGGCACCAGUGAUCAUACUGAAUGGAUUUCAGGCAGUGAAGGAUGGCAUGACUACACACCCUGACAAUGUUUCUGGAAGGAUGGUAUCUCCUUUCUUCAGAGCAAUGGCCAAAGGAAAAGGUAUUUUACUAGCAAGCGGUCGCUCAUGGAAGCAGCAGAGGCGCUUUGGUAUAAUGACUCUACGCAGUCUGGGGAUGGGGAAAAAAGGCCUGGAGUAUCGUGUACAAGAGGAGGCCUCUCACCUGGUGGAGUUCUUUGUGAGCCUGAAAGGAAGACCUGUGGAUCCUUCUUUCCCUCUCUUCCAUUCUAUUUCAAAUGUAAUUUGUGCUCUGGUUUUUGGAUAUCACUUCUCUGAUGAGGACAAAACCUUCCAUGAACUGAUCAGUGCCACAGAGAACUUAUUCAGAUUUGCAGGCAGCUUCAUUUAUCAGCUGUAUGAAAUCUUCCCCUGGCUGAUGUGUCGUCUCCCUGGUCCUCAUAAGAAGGCAUUGUCUUGCUAUGAUGUCCUCAGUUCUUUCGCGAGGAAGGAGAUCAGAAGACACGUGGAGAGAGGGAUGCCAGAUGAACCGCAAGAUUUCAUUGACUUUUACCUGGCUGAAAUAGAGAAAUCUAAAGACGAGGACAAGCCCAAGUAUGAUGAAGACAAUUUGGUGUGUGUUAUAAAUGACCUUUUCCUUGGUGGCUCAGAGACUUCAAGCACAACCUUGUACUGGGGACUGCUCUACAUGGUGGUGAAUCCAGACAUCCAAGAGAAAGUGCAGAAGGAGCUGGAUGCUGUUCUGGGUCCUUCCCAGUUAAUCUGCUAUGAGGAUAGGAGAAAACUGCCCUACACAAAUGCUGUGGUACAUGAGAUCCAGCGCUUCAGCAAUAUUGUCUUUGUUGGCAUGCCCAGACUGUGUGUGAGGAAUACAGAACUGCUAGGUUUCCCCGUCAAAAAGGGCACCAUUGUUUUGCCAAAUAUAGCAUCUGUUCUGUAUGAUCCUGAGCAAUGGGAGACACCUCGGGAAUUCAACCCUGGCCAUUUCCUGGAUAAAGAAGGAAACUUUAAAAAUCGAGAAGCCUUCUUACCGUUCUCAGCAGGGCACCGAGUGUGUUUGGGGGAGAACCUAGCAAGGACCGAGCUCUUCAUUUUCUUUGCCAACCUGCUACGGGCAUUCACCUUCCGCCUUCCCGAGGGAGUGACAAAGAUCAACACAGAACCAAUUUGGGGGGGCACGCUGCAGCCCCACCCGUACGAGGUUUGUGCCAUUCCACGCUAGGCUGCAGCACACCACAGACCAGCGUGAAGCAGCCACCUUUACCUCAGUGAACUUCCUCUCAAAUGUAUAAACCUUCCUCUGCCAGCCAGUAUAUUGGUAUUAGUCUAUCCCAGGACUAUUCAGAAAGUGGACACAAGCCAAGAUCCAGGCAACUUUUGGUUUGGUCCCAGAAAAUCUCGCAAGGAUCUUAACCUGUUUUUUCCUCUUGGAGAGCACCAGAAGCAAGAUGCUGUGGUUCCCAGUUGUGAAGACAGCCUGGUGUGCCUCCAUGCUGUAGCCAAGCAGGAACACUGUGGUGAUCACUGUUGAGCAAACCUCAGUAAAAUUCAGCAGAGGACCUCAGCAAGAGCUAAGCAGGUGUCAUUUCUGUGAGUGGUUUGAUGGCCUUGAGUCAUUUGACUCUGGAAAGUACACCUUGAAAGUCCUACUUUGGUUUUUCUGUCCUGAACUUAGGCACUUUAAUUUGUUGGCAGGUACAAAUAAAAGGGAAACACACUAGAAUAUGGGUGCAUGUCUGAGUUUGAGUUAAGCAUCUCUCCCAUGUGGAAGAUGAAGAGUCAAUUUGAAGUUGAAUAAACUUAAAUUUC
Molecule: messenger RNA, 2177 nt
Organism: Cygnus olor (mute swan)
Lineage: Eukaryota; Metazoa; Chordata; Aves; Anseriformes; Anatidae
Product: cytochrome P450 2J6-like
Exons: 9
Coding region: 118-1590 (490 amino acids)
Biological process (GO): xenobiotic metabolic process; arachidonate metabolic process
Cellular component (GO): intracellular membrane-bounded organelle; cytoplasm
Molecular function (GO): heme binding; oxidoreductase activity, acting on paired donors, with incorporation or reduction of molecular oxygen, reduced flavin or flavoprotein as one donor, and incorporation of one atom of oxygen; iron ion binding
Source: RefSeq, a predicted model, not a curated record